CGGGUAGCGAGUCCUCCGUGUGGCUUCUCAUUGGAACACAAUGCUCAGAGUCCGAGUCGGAGCUGUCCGUGAGCGGCUUCCUGUCGGCGGCCAGCGACUCUUGCGAAGAGGACGAGGGGAGAGACGCCCUCCUCAGAAGCCGCCGCCAUCACUGCGCAGCGCGCUCGGGGGGGCUGCCGGAAUGUCAGGGGAGAGUAACCACGGCAACCGGAACAAUGCCGCCAAGAAGCACAGAACAUCUCUGCCGACUCCUAUGUUCUCCCGAAACGAUGUCAGCAUCUGGAGCAUCUUGAAAAAAUGCAUCGGCAUGGAGCUGUCCAAGAUCGCCAUGCCGGUAAUCUUAAACGAGCCUCUGAGCUUCCUCCAGCGGCUCAGCGAAUACAUGGAGCACACCUCCCUCAUCCACCGCGCCAACGCCGCCGCCGACUCUGUCGAACGGAUGAAGUGCGUUGCCGCGUUUGCGGUGUCAGCUGUGGCGUCGCAGUGGGAGAGGACCGGCAAGCCCUUCAACCCUCUGCUGGGCGAGACGUACGAGCUCAUCAGAGAUGAUUUGGGCUUCAGGUGGGUGUCGGAGCAGGUGAGCCAUCACCCUCCUGUCAGCGCCUUUCACGCAGAGGGCCUCGAGGAGGAUUUCGUCUUCCACGGCUCCAUCUACCCCAAAAUCAAGUUUUGGGGCAAGAGCAUCGAAGCGGAGCCGAAAGGAAUCGUCACACUGGAGCUUCCCAAGUACGACGAAGUCUACACCUGGACGAACCCCACCUGCUGCGUCCACAACAUCAUCGUCGGCCACCUUUGGAUCGAGCAGUACGGCGGCGUGGAGGUCGUCAAUCACAAGACCGGUGAGCGAUGCAGCAUGACCUUUAAACCUUGCGGCCUCUUUGGGAAGGACCUCCAUAAAGUGGAGGGAUACAUCCUCGAUAAAAGCAAGAGGAAGCUCUGUGCCAUCUACGGCAAAUGGACAGAGUGCCUAUACACGGUGGACCCCGCAACCUUCGACGCCCACAAAAAGUCAGACAAAAAGAGUUGUGAGGAGAAAAAGGCCUCCAAACGGAGCAGCGCAGACGAGGAGUCCGAGGAGCUGCCUCCGCCUGACGCCGAGACGGUGCAGGUGAUCCCGCGAAGCGAGCUGGUCUGGAAGAUAACGCCUCGUCCCGACAACUCUGCCAAGUUCUACGCCUUCUCCGCAUUCGCCAUGCAAUUGAACGAGCUCGACGAGAAGAUGGAGGGACUUCUGCCGUCCACAGACAGUCGUCUCCGACCUGACAUCCGCACCAUGGAGAACGGAGAUAUCGAUUCAGCGAGUGCGGAGAAGAAGCGCCUGGAGGAAAAACAGAGGACAGCCCGGAAGAUUCGCGGCAAGUCCCCAGAUGACUGGAAGACCAGGUGGUUUGAGCAAGGAGCCAACCCGCACAACAAAGCUCAAGAUUGGCUCUACUUGAAAGCUUACUGGGACAGGAAGUACUCGCAGCUGCCGGACAUCUACUAGGACCUGGAAACGCGUCCUUGAAACUUUGAACAUGUCAGUGAUUUUGGUGUGGCGAAUAGAAUAAAUGCUCAAAUGCAGUUACAUUAGGUCCAGUGUGAACAGUAGAGCAAAAAAAAACAUUUUUGCCAAGAGUCAACAUGCUUUGGUCAAACAAAAAGAAUAAUUACAUACAUCCACCGGUCUGGUUAAAAUCACUUUUGGGGGGGGGGGGGGGGGUGCAAAUUUAGCCCAACAUUCAAACUUAAUCACUGGCCUUUGGUUUACACUUAAUGGAAACUCAUUUUUAAUUCUCAAUGUGAUGGUUUGACUGCUUGUCGUGUUUCCACAUAUACUGAAAACCUUUUGGUUGUCAUUGUGAAAAAAUUAACUGGAUCCUUCAACUACUACUACUUAUACUUUUUACAUGACAGGAAUAUGUAUAGAGAGUAAUAAGAGUAUUUCAUUUACUAAGUUGUAUUUUUUUUUUUCUUGUUACAGUAAGCUGCUCUCUUGCUGUGAAAGGGUCUUUGUCAAAUAUGUGCACAGUAUGUAUCUUGCUAGCAAUACCAUACAAACAAUGCAUGCAAAUCACUAACUCUGCAACCACCUUCACAACCCUCAUGUGAGUAGCUGCUCUUUGUAACAAUAUAACUACUUUCUAUUGUUGUUAAAUAAAAGCAAAAUUAUAAUAAAGCUCUUGGUUUUGUGGCGCUAUAAUAAAAAAUGUAUACG
This is a messenger RNA of Phycodurus eques (leafy seadragon), 2197 nucleotides long. RefSeq names its product oxysterol-binding protein-related protein 1. The transcript is spliced from 13 exons. The record is from RefSeq and is a predicted model, not a curated record. Gene Ontology annotation, cellular component: cytosol; intracellular membrane-bounded organelle; membrane. NCBI's taxonomy places the organism in Eukaryota, Metazoa, Chordata, Actinopteri, Syngnathiformes, Syngnathidae. Gene Ontology annotation, molecular function: cholesterol binding. Bases 41 to 1486 code for a protein of 481 amino acids.